This is a messenger RNA of Physcomitrium patens, 2304 nucleotides long. Its product is annotated as beta-glucosidase 6. NCBI's taxonomy places the organism in Eukaryota, Viridiplantae, Streptophyta, Bryopsida, Funariales, Funariaceae. Gene Ontology annotation, molecular function: beta-glucosidase activity. The record is from RefSeq and is a predicted model, not a curated record. Gene Ontology annotation, biological process: carbohydrate metabolic process.
AAUUAUUAAGCUUUUGCGGUAUUGUUUGAAUAGGUGCUGCACUGGAUUCGGACAGUGUGUUCGCUGGUAAAACAAUGGGAGGUGGUGGGAGGCGGCAGUUUCGUUGUUUUUUGUGUCUUUGGUUGAGUGUUGUAUUGUACUCGCAAGCAAAUUGCGUGAGUGACUUCGGUACCCGAAACUUCCUAUCCGAAAUUAACUAAUACUGAAUGCCGGCGUUGACAGUACCUGAAACCUGACAUGCGAUACUUAAGUGUGUGUGUGUGUGGGUGUGUUUUUGGGAAGUUGGGCACUAAAUCUAGCGAUGUAGUUUGUGAGCUGAUGGUUGUGUGAGGGAUGUGAGGAAUUUGGGGGCGGAGUGUGUGAGUGAAUGAGGAGGUUUCGGUGAGUUGUGAGGAGGUGUGGAUGAAGGAUUUUGGUAAGAAGCGGGUGGAUUUGGAGGAGAUCAGAGAGCGAUGGCUGGCUGUUUUUGGAACUGGGGUGCGUGCUUGCUGGCGAUUUCGAGCUUGACGACCUGCAUUAGCGGGGCGAGAGGAGAAUCCUUGCAACUUGGCGGAAUUGAAGCUGGGUGCCGUCAAAAUGUUCUCCUCCGAAGCGAUUUUCCAGACGGUUUUCUGUUCGGAGCCUCCAGUUCUGCAUUUCAGGUUGAGGGAGCCGUAGCAGAGGGAGGACGAGGUCCCAGUGUGUGGGACACUAUGAGCCAUACACCAGGAAUGAUUGCCGACAACUCCACAGGGGAUGAGGUUUCCGAUCAGUAUCACCAUUACUUGGAGGACGUGGAGCUCAUGGCUGACAUGGGUUUAGAUGCUUACCGUUUCUCCAUAUCGUGGUCAAGAAUAUUUCCAGGAGGAAGAGUGAGAGUGAGUCCUGAGGGUGUGGCCUACUACAACCGCUUAAUUGAUGCUCUUCUAGCCCGAGGAAUACAACCAUGGGUAACGCUUUACCAUUUUGAUUUGCCUCAAGCACUUCAAGACACGCUUGGCGGCUGGUUAAACCCUGAAAUUGUGUCUCCCUUCGCAGAGUAUGCGGAGCUGUGCUUCACGGCGUUUGGUGACCGCGUCAAGCACUGGGUCACAUUCAACGAGAUUCACCACGUUGCAUUUGUAUUCCCUAACGUGGGCUGCCGCUCUACGUCUGGGGUGUGUGGUGAUGUUAACAGUCAGUCUUACAUCAUUGGACACCACAUGAUUCUGUCACAUGCCAAAGCCGUGAAUAUCUAUCGCACCAAAUUUCAGAAGCGUCAUCUGGGCUCCAUUGGAAUCAUAAUCGACGUCCAAUGGUACGAGCCCAUCUCUGAUUUACAAGAGGACAUUGACGCAGCAGAGCGGAUGAUGACUUUUCAAAUGGAGUGGAUCAUGGACCCAGUUGUGCACGGAUGUUACCCUGCACUUAUGCGCGACCUAAUUCAGGAUCGUCUUCCAAGCUUCACCGAAGACGAGGCCACAGCCUUGAAAGGCUCUUUUGACUUCAUUGGACUUAACCAUUACACUGCCCAUUACGUAAAGAGCGACCCGAAUGGACCUCUUUUCUCGCGCUAUGGUGUCGAGACGCACGACGCCCAAGUCGCCAUUUUCAAUUCGAAGAAGGGCGUCCCCAUUGGACCGGAUGCAGGGUCGGCAUGGCUGCAAAUUGUGCCAUGGGGCAUAGAGAAAGUACUGGAGCGGUUCAAAGUUUUGUACAACAACCCCCUCAUCUUCAUUACAGAAAACGGUGUGGAUGAGGCCGAGGACCCUGGUGUGUCACUGGGAAGUAUGCUGCAAGAUCGCGUCCGCGUCCAGUUUUACCACGAUUAUCUCACUUACGUUAUCAGUGCCCUAAGAAACGGGUCCAACAUUGGGGGAUACUUCGCGUGGUCGUUGUUGGAUAACUUUGAGUGGCUGGAUGGUUUGAGUAAGCGCUUUGGGCUUUUCUACGUGGAUUACAAAAACGGCGGCAAGCGCUUGCCGAAAUCUUCUGUGGCCUGGUUUAAGCAGCUAUUGCGGAACCGGGACAGGAGUGAGCACUCUACGUGCUAAACCUUUGUGCGAAAAUAUGGACUGGGGUUCUUAACUACAGUCGGAAGUGCUUAACUUUCUUCACUUGGAGAAAAGUUGCUAAAUGUGUGAAUAUACCACUGAAAUGGUGUUUUAGUAAGGUUACGGGUUGACAAGUUUCACAGACGAGCAGUCAUAGGGUACUUGACAGAAGAUUUACUUGUGAACUAGAUAUAAAUUGAGGUUAAUAGUGUUACAUCGUCAAGUCCGCUUUUGAGGUUUAAGAUUUGUGAAUUAUUUGAUACUCGGUAAUGAACAAUAUCUCCCACAGAAC